AUGGUACUUUCAAAUUCUCUUUCUUUCUUUCUUUAUAAUAUAUUUCUUACUAAUAUAUGUAUUAUUUUUUCGACUUACUUUUAUUCUUUUGCGAUGAUGUUUAUAUUCAUCUAUUUUUCUAUUCAUUCUUUUGCUUUUUCUUCUCUUUUCUUAAUUCUUUUUUUUUUCGAUUUUCUUCUUAGAUCUUUAUCUUUUUCAAAUUCGUAUUUUGCUUCCAUCAACCUCUCCUUUAUUCUUUACUUCUGUUUUCCUCCAUUUCUUUCAUCCUGUGUACAGUCCGUUCUUUCUUUCUUUUUUGUCUACCUCCUCCCUCUUUCUUUCUACUUACAUUCCUCUUCGCUUCCUUAUUCCUUCUUUUUUCCUUCCAUUUUACUUUUUUCAUUCCUUUCUUUAUUUUCAUUUUCCUUAUAUUUUUCUUCAUUAGACUUCCUUCCUUUCCAUUUCUUAAUAUAUAUAUUCCAUUUCGUUCCUUCUUUUUCUCUUUCCCCCUUUUCUUUUAUUUUCUCCUUUAUUUUUACUUCUUUUUCUUCGUUUCAUUCCAUCCUUUUUUCUUUCCAAUCCUUCCUCACAUUUCGUCUACGUUUCUUUUUCUUUCCAUACUUCCUCCCUUUUUUCCUAUUGUUCAUACACCAUUUCUUCCUCUCCACAUUUCUUUCGUUUUUUCUUUUCUUCAUUUUCUUUCUUCCUAAUCUCAGGCUUUUGUUCCAUUCAAGACUUUUUCAUUCCUUCCUUAUUUCCUUAUUUUUAUUUCAAUCAGCAUUUCAUUUAUUAUAUUUAUUUAAACAACUUCCAUUUUGUCCUUCUUCGCGCUUUUCCAGAUUUUUCUUACCGGCAUUCCUUUCUUACGCACCAGCCUUCCUCUGA
Acanthosepion pharaonis is the source of this 864-nucleotide messenger RNA. NCBI's taxonomy places the organism in Eukaryota, Metazoa, Mollusca, Cephalopoda, Sepiida, Sepiidae. The record is from the annotation of a GenBank genome assembly.